AUGCCAUACCCAAGAGAAAGAAGGUCUGCUUCACCACACAGCUCCCCUUCACCUGUAAGAGGCCGCCGGUCAAGAUCACUGUCGAGGUCUAGGAGAAGUCGCUCUAGGAGCCAAUCUGUUGAUGCAUCCAAUCCUGGAAACAAUUUGUAUGUAACAGGCUUAUCCACAAGGGUCACCUCCAGUGAUCUUGAAAAAUUCUUUAACAAAGAAGGGAAGGUUCUGGAAUGCCAUCUGGUUACAGACCCUCGUACCAGAGAAUCUCGUGGAUUUGGGUUUGUCACAAUGGAAACUGUUGAGGAUGCAGAACGCUGCGUCAAAUAUUUGAAUCGUUCUGUGCUUGAAGGUCGAUUAGUAACUGUGGAAAAGGCAAAAAGGAAGCGAGGGAGGACACCAACUCCAGGAAGUUGGGCCACAUCUGCACCCAUGUUAUUUCCAGAUGAUGACAUGGGUUGGACACCAAAUUCUCAUUUGGAACUUUUGUCACUCUUAUGCUUGUAUGUAACUUUGGCCACACUGCCACAUGAGGACGUGAUCAUGAUCGUGAUCGUAGACGAUCUCGUAGCUAUUCACCGCGUCGGUUGCCAGACAGAGAUCCGUAUUCCAGGGACCGUCGAGGAAGAUCACGCUCUCCAUACAGUAGGAGGGUGGAUGAACAUUCAGACUCGUACAGGAGGCGCAGGGAACGAUCCUUGUCAGGCGGCAGAAACCCUAGAUAGAGCAAAUUCAUCCAAAUGUGCUUCUGCUCUUCCCAGCAUUAAAUUGUUUAAUGUCUAUGAUGUGGGAUUUUAA
This is a messenger RNA of Prunus armeniaca (apricot), 789 nucleotides long. The record is from the annotation of a GenBank genome assembly. Lineage: Eukaryota; Viridiplantae; Streptophyta; Magnoliopsida; Rosales; Rosaceae.